Messenger RNA from Tarenaya hassleriana, 2699 nucleotides. RefSeq names its product transcription factor GTE9. Lineage: Eukaryota; Viridiplantae; Streptophyta; Magnoliopsida; Brassicales; Cleomaceae. Gene Ontology annotation, molecular function: protein binding. The record is from RefSeq and is a predicted model, not a curated record. The transcript has 11 exons. Bases 326 to 2422 code for a protein of 698 amino acids.
UUAGGGUGGACUCGCUCGCACACUGGAGAGUAGAGAGAGAAGCCUUUGUACUUUCUCUCUCUACUUCUCGGUCGUCUCCGUCGCCAAGUUUACCGUCCUAGGGUUUCCUUCCUAUCAACUUACUCUUCAAACUUAGGGUUGUCAAACUUCAUAUCUCCGUCGCUCUUUUAGGUUUUGGCUUCUUCGUUGUUUCUCUGGGUUCCACUCGACUUGGAUCUUCGCUCACGAGUUCCACAGGGUUUGUUUUCUGCAGGUUAGUUCAAUCAUUGGUUUCACAAGUCAAUAGGGGAAUCUGGCAAUAGCGCCUUCAAAAUAUUUGUUCGAUAUGACAGUCAAAAACGGUGAUUUUCCUGGAGGUUAUUAUCGGAACAAUUUUGAAACACCCGGUGGGUAUGGAGGGUCUGAUAGCCCUAGUGUUUCAGAGGAUUCAAAUUGUUCCAAAAGGAAGUUUGCUGGGUUAGGUCGUGAAAUAUCUGGUGUCCCGAAAAUUGUUUUUCCCUUGUCUGACCUGUCAUCAUCAGAGAGAAAGGAUUUGGUUCAUAAGCUAAGACAGGAGCUGGAACAGAUUCGGUCCUUCCAGAAGAGUGUUGAGUUUCCAAGGACAAAUAGCUCCGCUGAUACAUCCACAAAUGAUUUUUCUCGAGCCAAGAGUUUUGGAAAGUCAAGGUGCUCAGCUGGGCCUGGCAAGAAAGUGAUCCCUCUAAGUGCUGCUAAACCAGCCCCGGUCACAACUGCUAUAAUACUUCUGAUGAAGCAGUGUGAAGCCCUCUUGAAACGAUUGAUGUCACACCAAUAUGCUUGGGUUUUCAACACUCCUGUGGAUGUAAUCAAGCUGAAUAUACCAGACUAUUUGACAGUUAUCAAGCAUCCUAUGGAUUUAGGAACAGUAAAGAGUAAGUUAACUUCAGGUACAUAUUCAAGCCCGCUGGAAUUUGCUGCUGAUGUCCGGCUUACUUUCACCAAUGCAAUGGCGUAUAAUCCUCCGGGGAAUGAUGUAUACAUCAUGGCUGAUACUCUCAGCAAGUUUUUUGAAGUGCGUUGGAAAACAAUUGAGAAGAAGUUAUCAGGAACCAAAGGACACCCUUCGUCAAAUAACUCGGACACCCCUGUCGAGAAAGAAAUUAAAAUGGCUCUACCUAUGGCUAAGAAGAGGAAGAUGGAUGCAGUCAACCAAGAAAGUAUUUCAGAGGUUACUAAGUAUAAGCAGGUUAUGACAGCUGAGUACAGGUGCAAGCUGGGUAGGGAUUUGGAGUAUUUGGGAGAUAUUCCGAUACAUAUAAUUAAUUUCUUGAGACAGAACACUUCGAAUGAGGUGAAGGCUGGAGAUGAUGAAAUUGAGAUUGACAUUAAUGAUCUUAGUGAUGAUGCCUUGCUCCAUCUGCGUAAACUUUUGGAUGAGCAUUUGCUGGAAAGCCGGAAGAACGAGUCAAAUGCUGAACCCUGCGAAAUAGAGCUUCUACAUGGAUCAGGACCAGUAAAUUCAUCAGGGCAACCGUGCGAUGGGAGUGAAUUGGAUGAGGAUGUUGAUAUUGGUGAAAACGAACCUCCUAUACCAGGCAUUUCUCCUGUCAGGAUAAAAGAGGAUGUGCUCUCAGGGAACUCCAGUGGCUCUAGUAGCUCAGAAAGUGUAUCAGAGGAUCCUAAGAUAACAAGUUUAGCAGACACAUCAAAGGGGCAAGAGACCAUGGAUUCUGCAUCUCCUUUGGAUGGAAAGACAAGUGUUCCAUCGAACAGAAGACGAUCUGUGAGUGGAUUGAAUCAGCUGGAAGAUGCCUCUCACGGAAAGCUGUGUUCUGCUGAGGAAGCAGAUUGUCACCAAGAUGGAAAUAGUGCUGAGAAUGAGAGGCAGCUACCGUCUGAUAAGCUCUACAGGGCUGCUUUACUGAAAAAUCGGUUUGCUGACUUGAUCUUGAAAGCACGAGAGAAGACACUUAGUCAGAAUGACAGGCUAGACCCCGAGAAACUGCGGCGUGAGAGAGAAGAGCUUGAGCUGCAGAAGAAGAGAGAAAGAGCAAGGUUGCAAGCUGAAGCAAAGGCAGCUGAAGAAGCUCGUAGAAGAGCUGAGGCUCAGGCUGCAGCUGAAGCUGUGGCUGAGGCUAAAAGGAAACUUGAACUUGAGAGAGAAGCGGCUCGUCGGGCUUUGCUGGAGAUGGAGCAGUCGGUUGAAAUAAAUGAGAACGCGGAGUAUCUAAAGGACCUAGAAAUGCUGAAAACGGCUAAUGGUGGUGAGAACUUAACAAAGGCGAGAGAGGAGGAUGAGGGUUGUGAGGAUGGGUUGGGGAAUUUCGACUUUGGGUUUGGGGGAUGUAAUCCACUGGAGCAGCUUGGGUUGUUUAUGAAACAUGAGGAGGAGGAGGAUGAAGGGCUUCCAGAUCCAGAUCCAGAUCCUUGCAAGGAAAUCGAAGAGGGAGAGAUUGAUUGAGCAUCAGCGUAUAAGGAGCUCCUCUUCUAUAGCCAGGAAUCAUUGACAAAGAGCAGGGAUUAGAAAACAAAAAAUCAAAUCAGAAUCCCUCAAGAACAAGUGAAGCAAAUAGGGCGUGUUGUUUUUUUUUUUUUUUUUUUACACAGAUGAGAAAGGAGGAGGUUGUGUAGUAUAAAAUGAGGACACAUCUAAGUUUCUCUUGGGGGAGGGAGGACAUGGUGCAUUGUGAUGUGUGCUUUUUUACCAGUUGAUUUAGUAAGCAAAUAUUAUAUUGUCA